AUGGAGAACACUGCGGAGGGUGGCAAGAACCUCCAAGUCAUGGCAGCACACGGUGAAGGCUCCGUGCAGGAUUUCGCCACACUCUUACUGAUCGGGGCAUGCGACGAACCAGAGAACCACUGCCGUGACGUCCACGACCCUGUCGUCUCUGGUCUCAACACAUCUGUGGCGUUUGGCUUCCUGAACCUGAUCCUGUGGGGAGGAAACCUGUGGUUCGUGUUCAAAGAGACCGGCUGGAUGGCAGCCUUCAGAGGCACGUAUGCAUCUUCCCAGGAGAAGGCGCCUGCUCCAGAGUCCUUUGGUCAGGAAGGCUAUGGGCAAGAGGGCUACGCACAACAGGGGGACGCCUAUGCCGGCACCCAGGGAGGCUACCAGCCUGACUAUGGCCAGGGCGGAUACACCGAGGGAGGCGGAGACUAUCAGCAGGGGGGAUACCAAUCAGAUGUGAGCUGGUCCCCCCUACAGCAUUUGGUAGCUGGUGAGUGCCAGUACAUAUGUUGGAGCAACACUGAGAAUACCGAGGUAAUCGACUGAGAAAUACUGUAUUAAUGUUACUCUUCCAAAGGGAAUACAGACUAUGUGGAUUUAUGUAUACAUUAGUUGUAAUUGAUCUCUCUCUCUCUCUCUCGCUCUCUCCCUCCCUCCCUGUGAUUUGGGAGUGUGGCGCCUGACCACCAUCCACAAUUCCACACUCCUCUGUUUGUGCGUGCAUCUGUGAGUUGACAAGAGGGAUGGAAGAUGCAAUAAAAUGCAAAUUAUGUGUAUCAAAUACUUGUUCUUUCCACUGUAAGUGUUAGAGCAUAUUAUGUAAUAUGAUGUAUGUUUGGCUCAUCAUAAUGUGACAGCACAGAGCAGCUCCGAUAUAUUUCACACAAAUCACACAGAAAGUAAAUGUGCUACAAUAAUCGGGUUGGCCUACCCGCUGUACUGCCAAUCCUCUGUUUGGAUAGAAGAAAAACUGUAUUGCCAAAUGAUAACAGGACAGGUGCGUAUUGAGCGAUAUAUUUUGCUUCUAUAGUUAUCAUCACAAUGGAAACUGAUAUUGUUUUUCAUUCAUAUUAUUCCAUUAUGCAGUUUUGUAUUCAUUCCUUUAAUUAUUUUUUUAUCAAAUCAAAUCAAAUUUAUUUAUAUAGCCCUUCGUACAUCAGCUGAUAUCUCAAAGUGCUGUACAGAAACCCAGCCUAAAACCCCAAACAGCAAGCAAUGCAGGUGUAAAAGCAUGGUGGCUAGGAAAAACUCCCUAGAAAGGCCAAAACCUAGGAAGAAACCUAGAGAGGAACCAGGCUAUGUGGGGUGGCUAGUCCUCUUCUGGCUGUGCCGAGUAGAGAUUAUAACAGAACAUAGCCAAGAUGUUCAAAUGUUCAUAAAUGACCAGCAUGGUCGAAUAAUAAUAAGGCAGAACAGUUGAAACUGGAGCAGCAGCACAGUCAGGUGGACUGGGGACAGCAAGGAGUCAUCAUGUCAGGUAGUCCUGGGGCACGGUCCUAGGGCUCAGGUCCUCCGAGAGAGAGAAAGAAAGAGAGAAUUAGAGAGAGCAUCUGUGGGGUGGCCAGUCCUCUUCUGGCUGUGCCGGGUGGAGAUUAUAACAGAACAUGGCCAAGAUGUUCAAAUGUUCAUAAAUGACCAGCAUGGUCGAAUAAUAGUAAGGCAGAACGGUUGAAACUGGAGCAGCAGCAUGGCCAGGUGGACUGGGGACAGCAAGGAGUCAUCAUGUCAGGUAGUCCUGGGGCACGGUCCUAGGGCUCAGGUCCUCCGAGAGAGAGAAAGAAAGAGAGAAUUAGAGAGAGCAUCUGUGGGGUGGCCAGUCCUCUUCUGGCUGUGCCGGGUGGAGAUUAUAACAGAACAUGGCCAAGAUGUUCAAAUGUUCAUAAAUGACCAGCAUGGUCGAAUAAUAAUAAGGCAGAACAGUUGAAACUGGAGCAGCAGCACAGUCAGGUGGACUGGGGACAGCAAGGAGUCAUCAUGUCAGGUAGUCCUGGGGCACGGUCCUAGGGCUCAGGUCCUCCGAGAGAGAGAAAGAAAGAGAGAAUUAGAGAGAGCAUCUGUGGGGUGGCCAGUCCUCUUCUGGCUGUGCCGGGUGGAGAUUAUAACAGAACAUGGCCAAGAUGUUCAAAUGUUCAUAAAUGACCAGCAUGGUCGAAUAAUAGUAAGGCAGAACGGUUGAAACUGGAGCAGCAGCAUGGCCAGGUGGACUGGGGACAGCAAGGAGUCAUCAUGUCAGGUAGUCCUGGGGCAUGGUCCUAGGGCUCAGGUCCUCCGAGAGAGAGAAAGAAAGAGAGAAGGAGAGAAUUAGAGAACGCACACUUAGAUUCACACAGGAGACCGAAUAGGACAGGAGAAGUACUCCAGAUAUAACAAACUGACCCUAGCCCCCCGACACAUACACUACUGCAGCAUAAAUACUGGAGGCUGAGACAGGAGGGGUCAGGAGACACUGUGGCCCCAUCCGAGGACACCCCCGGACAGGGCCAAACAUGAAGGAUAUAACCCCACCCACUUUGCCAAAGCACAGCCCCCACACCACUAGAGGGAUAUCUUCAACCACCAACUUACCAUCCUGAGACAAGGCUGAGUAUAGCCCACAAAGAUCUCCGUCACGGCACAACCCAAGG
Messenger RNA from Oncorhynchus nerka (sockeye salmon), 2612 nucleotides. RefSeq names its product synaptophysin-like. Gene Ontology annotation, cellular component: synaptic vesicle; synaptic vesicle membrane; presynaptic active zone. The record is from RefSeq and is a predicted model, not a curated record. The coding region runs from base 1 to 534 and encodes 177 amino acids. The transcript has 3 exons. Lineage: Eukaryota; Metazoa; Chordata; Actinopteri; Salmoniformes; Salmonidae.